GGAUGUUUCGUUUACCAGCAGUCAUGAAGCAGGUGAGGCCUGUGUGCCGGGCGCUGGCUCCUCACCUGACACGAGCCUAUGCUAAAGAUGUGAAGUUUGGAGCUGAUGCUCGUGCCCUCAUGCUACAGGGUGUGGACCUGCUGGCUGAUGCUGUGGCUGUCACCAUGGGCCCAAAGGGCCGCACUGUCAUCAUUGAGCAGAGCUGGGGUAGCCCAAAGGUCACCAAAGACGGCGUGACGGUGGCCAAAAGCAUCGACCUGAAGGACAAGUUCAAGAAUAUCGGUGCCAGGCUGGUCCAGGAUGUGGCCAACAAUACCAACGAGGAGGCCGGUGAUGGCACCACUGCCGCCACAGUGCUAGCUCGUGCCAUUGCCAAAGAGGGCUUCGACACCAUCAGCAAAGGAGCCAACCCAGUGGAGAUCCGACGUGGGGUCAUGAUGGCCGUGGAAGCAAUUAUCAAUGAGCUGAAAAAGCUUUCCAAGCCAGUUACCACCCCGGAAGAGAUCGCACAGGUUGCUACGAUCUCAGCCAACGGAGACGUGGAGGUUGGUAACAUCAUAUCUAACGCCAUGAAGAAGGUCGGCCGCAAGGGAGUCAUCACUGUCAAGGAUGGGAAGACUCUGCACGAUGAGCUGGAGAUCAUCGAGGGCAUGAAGUUUGACAGGGGUUACAUCUCCCCAUACUUCAUCAACACUGCCAAAGGUCAGAAGUGUGAGUUCCAGGACGCCUACCUGCUGCUGAGUGAGAAGAAGAUCUCCAGUGUCCAGAGCAUUGUGCCGGCUCUGGAGAUCGCCAACCAGCAUCGCAAACCGCUGGUGAUUGUGGCUGAGGAUGUGGACGGUGAGGCCCUCAGCACUUUGGUCCUCAACAGGCUAAAGGUUGGGCUCCAGGUGGUGGCUGUCAAAGCCCCAGGCUUCGGAGACAACAGGAAGAACCAGCUGAAGGACAUGGCCAUUGCCACUGGGGGCACUGUUUUUGGAGAGGAGGCUCUGGGCCUGGCUCUUGAAGACAUCCAGGCUCACGACUUCGGUAAGGUCGGAGAGGUGCAGGUUACCAAAGAUGACACUUUGCUGCUGAAGGGCGGAGGCAGCCCGGCUGAAAUUGAGAAACGGGUAGCGGAGAUCGCGGAGCAGCUGGAGAACACCACCAGUGACUACGAGAAGGAGAAACUGAACGAGAGGCUGGCCAAGCUGUCUGACGGAGUGGCCGUGCUCAAGGUUGGAGGAACCAGUGAUGUGGAGGUGAAUGAGAAGAAGGACCGUGUGACGGACGCUCUGAACGCCACGCGGGCAGCUGUGGAGGAGGGGAUUGUACCGGGUGGAGGCUGCGCUCUGCUGCGCUGCAUGCCUGCCCUGGACACCCUGACGCCUGCCAACUCUGACCAGAAGAUCGGCGUGGACAUCAUCAGACGGGCGCUCCGGAUUCCUGCCGUGACUAUCGCUAAGAACGCAGGUGUGGAGGGUUCGCUGGUGGUGGAGAAGAUUCUGCAGAGCUCACCUGAGAUCGGUUACGAUGCCAUGCAGGGCGAGUACGUCAACAUGGUGGAGAAGGGCAUUAUUGACCCCACCAAGGUGGUGAGGACAGCCUUGCUGGAUGCUGCAGGGGUGGCUUCUCUGCUCUCAACCGCUGAGGCUGUUGUCACAGAACUACCCAAGGAGGAGAAGGAGAUGCCAGGAGGCAUGGGCGGGAUGGGCGGCAUGGGAGGCAUGGGAGGAGGCAUGGGAUUCUAAGCCAGGCCUUCUGACUUGUUGCUGUACAGACUGAUAGGCAGAGUGAUGCUGGGGGUGGCUGAGGAACACGACAACGAAAUCCUCCAAACCUGCAACUACCUCCACCAGCCUCUGCCCACACUGACUGACUGACUGCCCACCUCUUCUGGAGGAGCCUGACUCUGGAGCAGGUGGAGGAGACCCCAGUUAUUACACUAGAACCAUCAACAUGUGCCCAAAACCCAUAGCUUACCAUGUGAAGCAGCCAUACAUGAUUCUGAAAGUGGUUUAAGAUGAAACUAAUACAUUGAUGCUAAAACCCAGGAAUGUCUGUUCUUUUGUUUUUGUUGUAUUCUGUACAUUUUUUUUAUAUCCAUCUUGUUUUUUUUUUAUGUCCCCCCCCCCCCCCAGCUAAUAUUCUGUGGGUCAAAACCUGGCAUUUGAUUUAAUUAAACCAAAUUUUAAUGAG
Messenger RNA from Monopterus albus (swamp eel), 2178 nucleotides. RefSeq names its product heat shock 60 protein 1 (gene hspd1). The coding region runs from base 3 to 1730 and encodes 575 amino acids. Gene Ontology annotation, molecular function: ATP binding; ATP-dependent protein folding chaperone. NCBI's taxonomy places the organism in Eukaryota, Metazoa, Chordata, Actinopteri, Synbranchiformes, Synbranchidae. The transcript has 10 exons. Gene Ontology annotation, biological process: protein refolding. The record is from RefSeq and is a predicted model, not a curated record.